Messenger RNA from Vigna unguiculata (cowpea), 534 nucleotides. NCBI's taxonomy places the organism in Eukaryota, Viridiplantae, Streptophyta, Magnoliopsida, Fabales, Fabaceae. The record is from RefSeq and is a predicted model, not a curated record.
AUGUCAAAUCUUGCAAAGCUUGAAUUUGCGGCCCUUGAUAUUUCGGGGGACAAUUAUUUAUCAUGGAUUUUAGAUGCUGAGAUUCAUCUAGAUGCAAUGGGUCUGGGUGAUGCUAUUAAAGAAGAAAAUAAAGCAUCUGAACAAGAUAAAGCUAAAGCUAUGAUUUUCCUUCGUCGCCAUCUUCAUGAAGGGUUGAAAAUUGAAUACCUUACUAUAAAAGACCCUUCUGUACUAUGGAAAAAUUUAAAAGAAAGAUAUGACCAUCAAAAGACCGUGAUUUUGCCAAAAGCUCGUUAUGAUUGGAUGCAUUUACGGUUGCAAGAUUUUAAAACUGUAAGUGAAUAUAAUUCUGCAAUGUUUAGAAUUACUUCUCAAUUGACUCUAUGUGGAGAAAGAAUUACUGAUGAAGAUAUGUUGGAAAAAACAUUCUCAACUUUUCAUGCAACUAAUUUGCUUUUGCAACAACAGUAUCGUGAAAAAGGGUUCGUACUUCAUAACGCGGCGCUGUUGUGUUCUGUUCGUGGAUCUCGUUGA